Messenger RNA from Ogataea parapolymorpha DL-1, 1650 nucleotides. Its product is annotated as Kinesin-related motor protein involved in mitotic spindle positioning. The record is from RefSeq and is a predicted model, not a curated record. Bases 1 to 1650 code for a protein of 549 amino acids. The transcript has a single exon. NCBI's taxonomy places the organism in Eukaryota, Fungi, Ascomycota, Pichiomycetes, Pichiales, Pichiaceae. Gene Ontology annotation, molecular function: ATP binding; microtubule motor activity; microtubule binding. Gene Ontology annotation, biological process: microtubule-based movement.
AUGUCAAACUUGAGCACUCCAAUAAGAGCUAGCAGCUCGCUUGGAUCGACCGGUUCACAGACCUACCAGGGAACUAUCAAGGUUUCUGUGAGACCCCGUCCUUUGAGCGAAACAGCAAGCUCAACUGGAAGCUGGAACAUCAACAAACAGGGCAACAUGAUAGCCAACGUUGAAGCCGGAGAAUUCCAGUACGACAACGUGUUUCUGCCGGACGCAGACAACAGCGAGGUCUAUAGAGACGUUGUGGAGCCUGUGCUUGAGAAAUGUCUCCAAGGUUACAACGGGACAGUUUUCGCGUAUGGUAUGACGGGAUCGGGAAAAACGCACUCCAUGCAGGGCUCAGAGUCAGAAAACGGGCUCAUUCAGCUCUGUGCCACAGAGCUGUUUCGCAAACUUAACGCGGAGUUCAAUGCGUUCAAAGUCGGCUGUUCCUACCUGGAGAUUUACAAUGAGAAACUAAUAGAUUUGUUAAAUUUCGACGGCCCAGCAGCGGAGGACCUCAGAAUACGGGACGACCCGACUUUUGGGGUGCGUGUGGUGGGACUGAGUGAGCACUGGGUUGCCAGCGAGAAAGAGCUGAUCGAAGUGUUUGAGCGCGGAGACUCGGUGAGGAAAACAAGCUGCACAGAUUUUAAUGACAGGUCGUCGCGGUCGCACGCCGUUCUGCUGAUGCGUGUCGAGAUGAAACAGGACAGCAGCACGCGGCAUUCCACUUUGUGUCUGUGCGAUCUUGCCGGUUCAGAGAAGGCAUCGUCUCAGACCGAACGUCGCAAGGAGGGAGCGUUCAUCAACAAGUCAUUGCUCGCGCUGAGCACAGUGAUUCAGAAGCUGUCGCAGGGCUCCUUCAACCAUAUUCCAUACAGGGAUUCCAAAUUGACAAGACUAUUGCAGCCGUCAUUGAGCGGCGAGUCCAUUGUCUCCAUCCUGUGCACGAUCCAUCUUUCAAGCAGCACAUUAACAGAGACAAUCAACACACUGCGUUUUGCAGCGCGCGCAAAAAAUAUUCUAAUGAACGUGAGAAAGAAUGAGCAGCAGGACACAGAGAAAGACCGAUACGAGCAGCUGGUCCGCGAAAACGAGCGACAGAAACAAGAGAUCGAGGACCUCAAGCGCGAGCAAGUGGGAAAACGGCUUUGGAGCGGCUCGGACGAUGAGUCUGUGGCCCAGUUGACCGCAGAAAAUCGAAUAUUAAAUGAGAGACUGGAGCACCUGAAGCGGCUGCAUGAUACAGAAAGCAUCCAGUCGGCCAUGGAAUGUCAGGAAAAUUUGCAGCAGCUGCUACAAUUCGACGUCUCGGACCCCAAGUUCUCCGAGAUCGUGGCCAGUCUCGAGAGACAAUACAAGAUGCAGAUCUGCCAGAUCGAGGAGAUGAAGUCAUACAUUUCGCACCUGGAAAACCAGCUAAGGCGGCAGAUGAGCGGUUCGAAGUCUGGCACCAGCGUUGUGGGCAGCACUAGCGACAAGGACGAAGAGAUUGCGGAUCUCAAACGGCAGCUCAAGAGCAAGGAUUCCAUAAUCAGCGCGUUGCGGCAGUCUACAAGGGUGCGCGAGACCAUCAACGGCGGAGUCGAGCGACGCGAAAAGCUGUUCCUACGGCCGAUCGAAAAUACCGUUGCGGUGCAAAAAGAGCAUCUCAAAGGACAGCACUAA